AUGCACGACCUCAAGAGCAUUCCGACAAAGGCUUACGUUGUUGAGAAGAAAGGCGCUCCGUUUGUUCUCCAAGAUAUUUUACUAGACGAAAUACAGAGCCAUGAGGUUCUUGUGGAGAUCUUGUAUACCGGCCUAUGCCAUACGGAUAUCGUGGUUCAACAUGGUGGCAUGCCCGUUGGUGGCUAUCCUGCCAUUCUAGGCCACGAAGGUGUUGGAGUGGUGCGCAAAAUUGGAUUGGGUGUUUCUAAUCGAAGUAUACUCCCUGGUGACAUCGUCAUCCUAUCGUUCCAUGCAUGCCAACAAUGUCGAUAUUGCCGAGAGGGGAAGCUUGGAAGUUGUACCCAUGGAACGCCGGUAUUUGCGCAAUUUUUUGGACAGUCAUCUUUGAGCAAGUUGAUGAUAGUUCCAGAGAGCUCUGUGGUGAAAGCCGGGUUGUGUCUUGAAGACAACCUCUCCUGCUUGCCAUCGUUAUCAUGCGGCUAUCUGACUGGAGCAGGAACGGUAUUUAAUGCAUUGCAACCGAAGCAAUCCGACACGAUUGCAGUCGUUGGUAUGGGCGCUGUGGGAUUUGCUGCUUUGAUGGCGGCUCGAGCGCUUGGAGUCGCGCAGAUUAUAGCUGUCGAUAUUGUUGAUGAAAAGCUUCAAAUGGCGACUAGCCUUGGAGCCACUCAUACCAUCAACUCUAGCGCAUUCCAGGACAUCAACGAGGGCAUCCGAAGUAUCUUCCCGGACGGAGUUGACAUGAUAGUCGAGGCAACAGGAAUAGCCAUUCUCGCAGAAGCAUCAGUGAAAGCGCUGGCCCAUGGGGGAACAUUGGCUCUUGUUGGCGCGCUACCGCCAGACGCCGAUCUCAAGAUCAACGGACUGGACGUGUUGACCUCCUGCAAGAAGAUUGUAGGCGUUAUUGAAGGAUCUUCAAAUCCUCACGAGAUGAUUCCGCGGCUUGUUGAGUUGUACAAGCAGGGCAAAUUUCCUGUGGACAAACUGUCCAAAGUCUAUCCAGCCGAACAAUUGGAUCAAGCUUUGGAGGAUCUGAAGACUGGAAAGGUGAUUAAGCCAGUUUUGUCGUGGGAAAGCGUGGCAUCUUCUGAAUGA
Molecule: messenger RNA, 1095 nt
Organism: Trichoderma breve
Lineage: Eukaryota; Fungi; Ascomycota; Sordariomycetes; Hypocreales; Hypocreaceae
Product: zinc-binding dehydrogenase domain-containing protein
Exons: 5
Coding region: 1-1095 (364 amino acids)
Molecular function (GO): zinc ion binding; oxidoreductase activity
Source: RefSeq, a predicted model, not a curated record